Molecule: messenger RNA, 6376 nt
Organism: Nomascus leucogenys (northern white-cheeked gibbon)
Lineage: Eukaryota; Metazoa; Chordata; Mammalia; Primates; Hylobatidae
Gene: STAMBP
Product: STAM binding protein
Biological process (GO): protein K63-linked deubiquitination
Cellular component (GO): endosome; cleavage furrow
Molecular function (GO): metal-dependent deubiquitinase activity; protein binding; K63-linked deubiquitinase activity
Source: RefSeq, a predicted model, not a curated record
AAGGGUCCCGGGAACGUGGUGGGGCAGGGCCCCCGAGCGUGGUUGGACUUUGAAGGGGAGCGGCCGCCAUGCUGCAUCCCCUUUUUGGAAUUGCUCAACCGGGUGGUAACCGGCGCCGCUUCCUGGCCUCGGGAGGUGGUUCCUUUCUUAACCCACAAGAACCUCUCCCAAGAGAACUUGGUCCUGAUGUCUGACCAUGGAGAUGUGAGCCUCCCGCCCGAAGACCGGGUGAGGGCUCUCUCCCAGCUGGGUAGUGCGGUAGAGGUGAAUGAAGACAUUCCACCCCGUCGGUACUUCCGCUCUGGAGUUGAGAUUAUCCGAAUGGCAUCCAUUUACUCUGAGGAAGGCAACAUUGAACAUGCCUUCAUCCUCUAUAACAAGUAUAUCACGCUCUUUAUUGAGAAACUACCAAAGCAUCGAGAUUACAAAUCUGCUGUCAUUCCUGAAAAGAAAGAUACAGUAAAGAAAUUAAAGGAGAUUGCAUUUCCCAAAGCAGAAGAGCUGAAGGCAGAGCUGUUAAAACGAUAUACCAAAGAAUAUACAGAAUAUAAUGAAGAAAAGAAGAAGGAAGCAGAGGAAUUGGCCCGGAACAUGGCCAUCCAGCAAGAGCUGGAAAAGGAAAAACAGAGGGUAGCACAACAGAAGCAGCAGCAAUUGGAACAGGAACAGUUCCAUGCCUUCGAGGAGAUGAUCCGGAACCAGGAGCUAGAAAAAGAGCGACUGAAAAUUGUACAGGAGUUUGGGAAGGUGGACCCUGGCCUAGGUGGCCCGCUAGUGCCUGACUUGGAGAAGCCCUCCUUAGAUGUGUUCCCCACCUCACCAGUCUCAUCCAUACAGCCUUCAGACUGUCACACAACUGUAAGGCCAGCUAAGCCACCUGUGGUGGACAGGUCCUUGAAACCUGGAGCACUGAGCAACUCAGAAAGUAUUCCCACAAUCGAUGGAUUGCGCCAUGUGGUGGUGCCUGGGCGGCUGUGCCCACAGUUUCUCCAGUUAGCCAGUGCCAACACUGCCCGGGGAGUGGAGACAUGUGGAAUUCUCUGUGGAAAACUGAUGAGGAAUGAAUUUACCAUUACCCAUGUUCUCAUCCCCAAGCAAAGUGCUGGGUCUGAUUACUGCAACACAGAGAAUGAAGAAGAACUUUUCCUCAUACAAGAUCAGCAGGGCCUCAUCACACUGGGCUGGAUUCAUACUCACCCCACACAGACUGCGUUUCUCUCCAGUGUGGACCUACACACUCACUGCUCUUACCAGAUGAUGUUGCCAGAGUCAAUAGCCAUUGUUUGCUCCCCCAAGUUCCAGGAAACUGGAUUCUUUAAACUAACUGACCAUGGACUAGAGGAGAUUUCUUCCUGUCGCCAGAAAGGAUUUCAUCCACACAGCAAGGAUCCACCUCUGUUCUGUAGCUGCAGCCACGUGACUGUUGCGGACAGAGCAGUGACCAUCACAGACCUUCGAUGAGCGUUUGAGUCCAACACCUUCCAAGAACAGCAAAACCAUAUCAGUGUACUGUAGCCCCUUAAUUUACGCUUUCUAGAAAGCUUUGGAAGUUUUUGUAGACAGAGUAGAAAGGGGGGCAUCACCUGAGAAAGAGCUGAUUUUGUGUUUCAGGUUUGAAAAGAAAUAACUGAACAUAUUUUUUAGGCAAGUCAGAAAGAGAACAUGGUCACCCAAAAGCAACUGUAACUCAGAAAUUAAGUUACUCAGAAAUUAAGUAACUCAGAAAUUAAGAAAGAAUGGUAUAAUGAACCCCCAUAUACCUUUCCUUCUGGAUUCACCAAUUGUUAACAUUAUUUUCCUCUCAGCUAUCCUUCUAAUUUCUCUCUAAUUUCAAUUUGUUUAUAUUUACCUCUGGGCUCAAUAAGGGCAUCUAUGCAGAAAUUUGGAAGCCAUUUAGAAAGUCUUUUGGAUUUUCCUGUGGUUUAUGACAAUAUGAAUGGAGCUUAUUACUGGGGUGAGGGACAGCUCACUCCAUUUGACCAGAUGGUUUGGCUAACACAUCCCGAAGAAUGAUUUUGUCAGGAAUUAUUGUUAUUUAACAAAUAUUUCAGGAUAUUUUUCCUCUACAAUAAAGUAACAAUUAACUUAUGUUUUUGUGCUUCAGAGUGAUCCAUUUGAUCAGGCAUUGUAUAAACAGGUUAAAAAAAGGUAUGGUUGUUUUGGAAAGGUGAAGGGAAAAUGGAAUUUGAGAUAUACUGACACUGAAGGUGUGUCCCAGUUCACUUUUAAUUAUUCCUUGGUUUUUAUCUGCCUGUUGCUGUCUUCCAGAGGUGUUGUGAAGUCAUCUCUGUUCUUUUGGUGCUGUCUCAAAUGGGUCAACAAUUCACGUCCUCCUUAUGCCCUCCAUGCUUUUGGCUGAGGAUAAUGAAGCCUUUGUUUGGAGUACCAGGUUGCACUCCAAUAAAUGAUUACAUUUCCCAGCCACCCCACCCUACCAAUUUCAUUGUGUUGGCUGUUCUUUUCUGACUAAGGCAGUACCUAGGAAGACGCUUGAAGUGGCAAUUGAUACUGCAUUUUUCUGUGAGCUGAGCCUGGUGUUCUAGGUGGCCUAGAAUUAAUGGUGUCAUUUGUGACACCUCGAGUGAGGGCAGGAGAGUAAAUACUUUGGCUAGGAGAAGAGUGAUUUAUUCUUUAUCAGAAUUCUAGGUGGGGGGAGGGAGAAUCUGUGAAUGCAUGAAGUUUCCUUCAUUUUUAAGUUUUGUCUCAGUCUUUAUUGCUUAGGUUAGUGGUCCUUGAACUUGUCCCCUGAAAGAGCCCAGUUCUCUAUAUUCUUUUUCUUCUCUUGGGUUCUUAACUCCCCAUAUAGUGGAAAUUCCUUCUCUGCUGUUUUGGUAUGGGUGGGUCUGGGGGCCAGUUGAGCUUGGGCAAGCCAUUUCCUGCUGCGGCCCAGAGCAGCCUGGCUGUUCCACCUUGCUCUAAACAGUCCUGAAAUUGCCCAGUCCUGUGCUUUUGGGAAAUCCAUCCCCUUCUUCCCAUUCUUUGUCUACCACUUAGCUUAGGGCUUUCUUACCUUUUAUUUCGACUGUAGCCAUUGGCUUUUACCAAGUCUCUUUGUUUUUAGCAUUUCUUCAUUUCAGUCUGUUCUGCACACUUUGAUCAGGAGAAGCUUCUCACAUUACAGCCGUGUUCAUGUUUUCUCUCUUGCUCAAAAACCUGCAAUAGCUUCCCAUUGCCGAAAAUCGAAAUUUAGCUUUUGUUCAGAACUUUCCACUUAAAGUUCUUACCCCUGGCUAUACAUUCAAAUACCUAGGGAGCAAUUUAAAAAAUACUGAUGCCUGUGUUCUACCCCCCACCAAUUAAAGCUGAAUCUCUGGGGUGGAGCCCCAGAUGUUGUUUCUGCAUUUGUCUUUCAAGCUGCUAGAAUUCUCAAGUACAACCAGGGUUGACAACCACUGCUUUGGUCCUUGAUACCUAAGAAUUGUGAGCUCUCUUAUCAAUCUCUGCCCACCAAAGACAUUCAGCCAGGUCAACGACAUAUCAUACAUUGCAACCACAUUGAUCACAGACUGAUCGCCAAACUGCUAUAUUUUCUUUUCUCUUCCUCUAUGCACAAGAUAUCUUAGUGGCUAGAUGGGUGCAGGAAAUCAGUCUGUAGAUCCCUCAUCAUAUCUGCUGCAGCCUAGCCACUGCAGAGGCACUCUGCAUAGGAUGGUCUAAGUGUCUCUGUCUUCAUCUUACCUCUGUGGAGGAGACAUGGAAUCAAGCCAGCCCACAAGGAAGCCCUGAGACUGGAUAGGCUGGAGAGAAAGAGGAGGAGCCAGAGCGGUCGGGAAAAGAGGAAAGGAAUACUGUGGAUAAAAGGAACUAAGACCACAAAACCUGAGGACAGACAUUGUAUUGAAAGGGUAAUGACUAUUUGGCUAAAGGGACUGACUCCUGGGUUCCUGAGGCUCAAAGACCAGGAGACUUUUCCACUCUUGCAAGCUGCACAAGUACCAUACCUAGUGUUCUGGGCUAAGAGGGGAGACAAAAGCAUUGUCAGGUUGCCAAACAAUGUCCCAGUUGCCCUGGGAGGCACAAACCCACAAAAGUGCCAUAGGCCAGGUGCAGAGAGAAUCAGAGGAGCUGCUUUGCUGGGGGUCAGAGAAGAGCUGGGUUUUUUCAGAUGAUCACUUUCACACACUGCUUGUUAAAUGGAACCAAAGGGGAAGAAGAAGAAACCCUUAAGCUUUUGUAAUAUUGUCUUGAGUACCAGAUACUAUAAAAGGCAGCAUGAGAGAAACAUUCCCUUGGGCCAGUGUCAUCGUGGAUUUUCUUGCUUGAGAGGCAAGGAUUUCAGCUUUCAUUUUGGUACCACAGAAUUUAAAAUUGUAAGUGCCUAUCCCCUUUCACUGUUGACGGCUUCUUUGGGAUUUUAGUUACCCCAGUUGAAAGAGAAAUUUUUCAUAUUGGGGUUGAGAAGAAUGGAGGCUACUAGGAGCAAAGCUUUAAUAGUGAAAGUCUGGUGAAUCCUGCAAUUUUGAUAUGUUUCCAGUGGAUUUUGAGAACACAGUUUUAGGACCAGAGUAGAUGUUAUUCCCUAGAAAAUAGAGUCAGCUAUUGAUAUUGUGCCUCCCAUCCCUCAUAUCUCAGUGUUUUAACCCCACCUGAGUUUGGAGACCAGUUUGUCCAAGGAUCUUUCAAGCAUGUGAGCCCAGAGUAGAACUUCUGAGUCAAGGAUCAUGUCUUUUUCUGAGGAGCUUUGCUUGGGGCACUGGAAAUCCUGUUUAGAUCAGGACUAUUGGAAUAUUAUCCUCUCCAGAGGAAGUGCCAGGUUGAACAUUUAAGACUUUGCUUCUAGGCCCAGCUACACAUUCACCAGCAAAUCACUUAACUUCCUAAAUUUCUUUAAAAUCUAUAAAAUGGGAUCAGUCUAAUAUGCCUACCUCAAAUGAUGACAGAAUGAGAUCUAUAUGCAUAUGAGGCCUAUGUUAGUUGAAAGACGCUGCAAAGAUAUAAGGGAUUUGUUACUUGUCUUUCUUGAAAUGUUACAGUUGGGGUGCGGUUGCUUCUAUCUUCUGGACCUCUGCCCCAUUCAGCAUACAGCUAGAGGAAUCUUUGGGCAGAUCCACAUUCUUUAGCACGAGCUAGGCUUUGACUCCAAAGCUAUCUGGUCUACCUUGAUGUUCUGAGCAGGAAAACUGAGGACCUCAAGAACCAGUCCAAAUUUCUACUCAUUCUCCCUAAGACCCAGAGCAGACCCAGGACCUAAAGAAAUUACAUCAUCUCUAUUUUCCCUUGGUUCCAGCCCACUCUUGUUUGAACCUCCCACUUUUGUUGUUCCAACUACUUCUUGAGAUGAAGGAAGGGCAGAACAUUGGCCCUCUUCACCGAAGUCUUCACUCCUUAAUCCAGGGUUCAAUUUUUAGUUCACCUUAGCCUGUUUGAGGUUAGAAGUUGGGCCUUAACUUACAGGGUGUGUCCAGCAUCAUUCAAUCAGCCUGUUAGAUCCAGAAUCCAGCACUGUGACACUACAUAACCAUGGGCUCUGUCCUUCCAGUUCCUUUAGUGCCUUCCCUCACUGGUAGGUUCACUCUGAGGUCUUCCUUCCUUGAACUCCAGUGGCAACUAUAGUCUGUUUCCCACAAUUUGUUGUGUGUGUUUUUUGUUGUUUUGCGGUGUUUUCAUGUUGUCUUUUAUGUAAGUCAUGUUUCUGAACUAUCGUAUAAAUUUCAUUAUGGUAAGAAUCAUGUUUGCUUUAUGCACUGUGUAACAUACCUUGCAGUCAGGAUAGGCACUUAACCUUAUUGCUUAGCUGUUCCCUUGGUGUUGAAUAAUGUGUUAGGAAGCCAGGUGGACCUGUGUCCUAGCCUGGAGAAGCUCUAUGUCACCUUGUAGGAAGCCAUCUGAACUUGACUCAGCAUCAUAUGCUGGGCCUGUGCUGCACUUGAGCUUUCUUUCCAGCCACCAGGAGGGAUGAUUGUCCUGGCCAACAGCUAAUUUAAUGGGUGGUCAAAAGAAGAUGUGCCUGCAUAGAAGGCUGAAAGAGGCAGCUGGAAAGUAGGAGGAGACAAGGAGAUAGUGACACCAGUAUCUUGUCACAGAAAUCAAGGAAGGCAACAGUUUAAAGGAGGGGAGGGAGAUCAGUGGUGCCAACUGGCUCAGAAGAGGUUUGCUGGGUUAAAUCUCAAGAUGAGCCCAUGAGAUCUGGUGGUUAGCGGAGGCCUUUCCUGACAACCCCAUUUUAAGCACCUCUUACCCAUCACUCUAUCUCAUCACUGUUACUGUCUGUGUAGCCCUGUCAUGAGCUAAAAUCAUCCUGUUUGUUUAUUGCUAGCUUAUGUGUCUAAAGUAUACUCCUUGAGAACAGCGACUUUGUCUUUUUCACCUUUGUAAUGAGUCCCCUGACAUGGAAUAAGAUAUGAAUAAACACACAGACUUGUCCAAAAUCAUCCAA